This is a messenger RNA of Paramecium sonneborni, 1317 nucleotides long. Lineage: Eukaryota; Ciliophora; Oligohymenophorea; Peniculida; Parameciidae. The record is from the annotation of a GenBank genome assembly.
AUGUAUUCAAAAUUUCUUUACUCAAGAAGACUUGAACAAAAGACUUAUGUGGAUCAUUUUCUAAAAUUCUUAAUUCCAAUAUCCAAUUAUAAGGUUGUAUGUUUUUUUUAAUCAAAUACUGAAGAAGCAGGAGAAUAUGAAGUUUAUGAUAUCAGAAAAACAGCUCCAAUAGUUAAAAAGUAGAUGAAGGAAAUAAUAAUUAUGAAUGAACCCUUUGAAUAUUCAGAUAGAGAAAUAGGAUUUUUCAAUAAUGAUACAUUAUCUUUAUGGAUACUUGAUUUUAUGGAUUCAAAAAUAACAAAUACAGAAAUUACAUUACCUAGUUAAAGAUUAAGUAAUUUUUUUACUCCAGAAUUUUUAAACAUCAAUAGUGUAGUUUAUGUAGAUUAAUGUUUAAGAUUUAAAUAUUUUCAAGGAAUAUAAAGUUUUGUUACUUUAGAAUAAUUUCAUGUUUUUGCAAGUGAAGAUGCAACUUGUAAUGAAAAUAAUUUUAUUAGUUGGAAUGUGGUCGAAAAUAAAAAGAUUGAUGAAUGUUAGAUUAAUGAAUCUAAUUAUCUUAUUUUUGAAGAACUAUAAAAAUAAAAGAUAAUUUUAAUUUGUAAAUAAGUAUAUAUGGAUGAGGAUUUCACGUUUAGUUUAUGGAUACCAGGAAUUAAUCAUUAUAAAUUUAUAAAUGUAAAAUAAUCUUUAAAUGCAACUAUAAUAAAGCCUUUUGAUAAUCAAAACAAAAUAAUUAUAAAAGAAGAAUAGCCUGAUGCUUCAUUUAUAAGUAAAAGAAUAUUGAUAAUUGCAAAUCCAAAUCAUUAAGCUCAUCCAAUUUUAAUUAAUGUUGAAUGUGAUUAAGAUUUAAAUCUAAAAGAUUUUAAUUAUGCACCUUAUUAGAUUGAUUCAAAAGGAUGCAUAUUGAUAGAAAGUCCAUGGUUAAUUGGAAAUGAUUUAAUUGUAUCUUAUUAUACUCAUACGAAUAUUACAAUUGCUGUAUGUGAUAUUAAUAAGUAAUUAGAACCAUUUAAAUUAAUAAAUUUUAAAUAAGAACAAAAGGUUUCUAAUUUUUAUUUUUCUUAAAGUCCAAAACAUUUUAUUGAACUAUAUGAUGAUGCUACAAAAAAUAAGGUGGAAGAAGAAAUAAUAUUACCAAAUUAAACUUAAGAAAUUACACAGUAUUAUCAUCAUUCAUUUGUUCCUAAUCAAAUUCAUUUCUUUCAUUAUUUGAUAUCUAAAGGAAUAUAUAAUUAAAUAGGUGAUUUAUGUAUGGAAGUGAUGUAAUUUGCAUUUUCAAGUCCUAUAAAGAAGGAAAAAGUGGAAUAAUAGAAUUGA